UUCAGAGGACAGCCCCCAAAAACGGCUAAAUGAGUAGGCAGAGAGCAGGAGACGGCUGCCUGGUGCGUGAAACAGGGGGUCGAGGGAGGUUUAGAAGCUGCUUACAUGCUAAAGCUUGGAGAGGCAGCAGGUUCCGUUUCAUGGUAACAUCUCCUCUGUGUUUGAGACCGAAGCGUCUUUUUCAUCAUGAGGAACCUGCUUGGGUCCGUUGUUCUGCUGCACCUCAUGGGGGUCUGUUUAUCCCAGUUCCCUCGCCCCUGUGCCAACUCCGAGGGGCUUCGAACCAAAGAGUGCUGUCCGGUUUGGGAAGGAGACGGCUCGCCCUGCGGGGCCCUGUCUGGUCGCGGGUUCUGCACCGAGGUUCUGGUCUCAGAUGAGCCCAACGGGCCACAGUACCCGCACGCCGGGAUCGACGACAGAGAGCGCUGGCCCUUGGCUUUCUUCAACCGGACGUGUCGCUGUGCCGGAAACUACGGGGGGUUCAACUGCGGAGAAUGCAGGUUUGGGUACUGGGGAGCAAACUGCGCUCAGUACAGAGAGUCGGUGCGCAGGAACAUCAUGACCAUGUCCACCGUCGAGCAGCAGAAGUUCAUCUCUUACCUCAACCUGGCCAAAAACACCAUCCACCCUGACUACGUCAUCUCCACGGCGACGAGAUCCGAGAUGGGGGAAAACGGGGAGAACCCCAUGUUCUCUGACAUCAACACCUACGACCUGUUUGUCUGGAUACACUACUACGUCUCCAGAGACACCUUCUUGGGGGGGCCGGGCAACGUGUGGAGAGACAUCGACUUUGCCCACGAAUCCGCGGCAUUCCUGCCCUGGCACCGAGUCUUCCUGCUUCACUGGGAGAACGAGAUCAGGAAGAUUACGGGGGAUUUUAACUUCACCAUUCCCUACUGGGACUGGAGGAACGCCGAGUCCUGCGAGGUGUGCACCGACGCGCUGAUGGGCGGACGCAACUCCCUCAAUCCCAACCUCAUCAGCCCUGCUUCUGUCUUCUCCUCGUGGAAGGUGAUCUGCACGCAGCCCGAGGAGUACAACAACCGAGAGGCCUUGUGCAACGCCACUGGAGAGGGUCCACUGUUGCGUAAUCCGGGCAGCCACGACAGCAACCGCGUGCCCAGACUUCCCACGGCAGCUGAUGUGGACUUCGCCGUGGGCCUUCCCGAGUACGAGACGGGAAACAUGGACCGAUUCGCCAACAUGAGCUUCAGAAACGUCCUGGAGGGAUUUGCGAGCCCAGAGACAGGCCAAGCAGUGCCAGGCCAGAGCACCAUGCACAACUCCCUGCACGUCUUCAUGAACGGCUCCAUGUCCUCCGUCCAGGGUUCAGCCAACGACCCCGUGUUCCUGCUGCACCAUGCCUUCAUUGACAGCAUUUUUGAGCGCUGGCUUAGGACCCACCAGCCUCCCCGGAGCAGCUACCCAAGAGCCAACGCCCCCAUUGGCCAUAAUGCCGGCUACUACAUGGUACCUUUCCUGCCCCUCUACAGAAACGGAGACUACUUCCUGUCCAACAAGGCGUUGGGAUAUGAGUAUGCUUACCUGUUGGAUCCAGGCCAGAGGUUUGUGCAGGAGUUUCUGACCCCCUACUUGCAGCAUGCCCAGGAAAUCUGGCAGUGGCUGCUGGGGGCCGGGAUCCUGGGAGCUUUGAUCGCUUCGAUUAUUGCCGCUUUGCUUGUCGUCGGAAGGAGGAGGUGGAAGCGGAACCAGAGAAAGAAGAGGGCAUCGAGCUACGGAGAGAGGCAGCCACUGCUGCAGAGCAGCUCAGAGGAAGGCUCAUCGUCGUACCAAACCACUCUUUAACCAAAAGCAGACAUUAUCCAAACAGCUGCACGCGAAUGUUCAAACUAUUCAGGACUUAACUGUGUUAAAAAAAAAGGCCAAUCAGAUGCAACACAAGGCAACUUGCGAUGAAUUUGGCAAUAGAUGCAGGUAGAGAUGAGCCAGUAAAGCUUCAUAGAAGAGAGCAAAACACAUAUUUCCCACCUUACCUGAUUUAUGUGAGCAGAGUCGUUGACUUUCAGAGAGCUGCACUUAAAACAUACUGAUUAUCUUUACUCACUCGUGAUGGCACAUCACAUUUGAACGUUUUUCUCAGUAACUUGAACUGUUAUUUAUCUCAUACUUUUUUAUCAUUUCCAAAACAGUAAGAGUAAUUCUGUUUACAUGAAACAUGUAGGGUGUCAAAACUUUAACUUCACUGAAUGGGGCCGCCUUUAAAUGUUAAAUGUCUCCGAUGCUGCUAAAGGACAACUUCAGGUCUGGUACCGUUUGCUCAGACUGUUGAAGGUUAUGAACGUCACGUGGAUUUCCUCCUUAUGCUUAGCUAUUACAAUCGUGAAGAGCAAACACCCUCUCUAGGUCUUGUUGAGCUAAGAAACUGAAGUCCAGCCUGCUUUUCUGCAUAUAAUUUCAAAUCGGCAUCUUCUCUGUGCAAGCAUUUCGGAGAAACUCCAAACUACGCCUGGCCAAAAAUGUGCCAAGUCUGUCUUGUGAUCAUGAUGCACCUCUGCACUCUUCUAUAGUGGUGAGAAAUAAAUCCCAACCCAGGUUUUGCGAGUUCACAAUGGUGCUAAAGUAUGGUGCAAUAAAAUGUUUUAUCUUACAAAAGCAAAUAAAGUGUUGGAUUAAGACCCAAAUGAA
Molecule: messenger RNA, 2649 nt
Organism: Fundulus heteroclitus (mummichog)
Lineage: Eukaryota; Metazoa; Chordata; Actinopteri; Cyprinodontiformes; Fundulidae
Gene: tyr
Product: tyrosinase
Exons: 6
Coding region: 187-1809 (540 amino acids)
Biological process (GO): pigmentation; melanin biosynthetic process
Molecular function (GO): tyrosinase activity
Source: RefSeq, a predicted model, not a curated record